GGCUCGACGGUCCCACCGAGAGUUGAAUGGGAUCCCAGCGUGAUCUGGCACACGGGCGGGAAGGGAGCGCAACACACGUCCUGGACGAGGUUUGAGCCAAAAGCACCGUGCUGCCCGACUUUCAUCGACAUUCCUUCUCCUGCCCGGCCCGCAGGACCGAGCCAACCGAUUCGCGGUGCGUAAUUACGCAUCGGGACGACACACAUCGGCUGUGCUUUUCGGCGUGGAAACCCCGCGGACAAAGAAAGGCAGGCGGGCUGUAGUAUAAGCUACUUGAGAAGAGAGGACUACAGUUCGAGGAGAAAUAGGGAAGUCUGGAGUCGGAAGUGAUUUGUCUAUUUUUUGUUGUCGGAGAUGUAAGUUGCGGCCAGGAUUUCGGGGAAAAGGCGAAUCUGUCUCCUGGAAAUCAAGGAGAAAAAGACAACGUGGAGCGGUGGUGAGUGGAAUCCGUCCUAAAAAGCAUCCAGAUCCUCGGAGCAUGGGGCCAUCAUCAACAGCACCAUCACCCCCAACAUGACCUUCACCAAAACAUCCCAGAAGUUUGGCCAGUGGGCCGACAGUCGUGCCAACACCGUUUAUGGUCUGGGCUUUUCCACAGAGCAGCAGCUGCAGCAGUUUGCAGAGCAGUUUAAGGAGGUGAAGGAGGCGGCCCGUCUGGCCAGAGAGAAAUCUCAGGAGAGGUUUGAACUGGCCAACCCUGCACUCGACAUUGCAGCUCCAGAGCUCUCCCAGCUGUCAGAAGAGCGACAUUCUCCCCCGCUGCUCACAGUCAACGGGCCCGGCGAGGAAAAGCUGUUCCGCAGCAGGAGUGCUGAAGUGGAGCUGACGGCGGAGAAGGAGAGGGUCAAAAAGAUGCUGUCUGAAGGGUCCAUGUGUGAGAUAAAUCUGGAGGCGGAGCUCUUCACCCUGCAGGAUAGUAACUCUAAGCUGGUAGAAGCACUGCAAGAAGCCAACAGCAGUGUGGAUCAGUGGAAGAAACAGUUGGCUGAAUACCAGGAGGAGACCGAUCGCCUCAGAGACCAGGUGGCAGAGCUUGAGGCUCAGCUGGGACAUCCUGCUGCUGGUCAGACGGAGGAGCUGAGUCGAUCAUUGGAGGAGCUGGAAGCCCUGCUGAGUGCCAAAGAUCAGGAAAUUCACAAUCUACAGAGCAAGAAAACCGAUGUGCGUGAGCUGGAGAAGGAAAGAGAAGCGGCCAUGCAGAGACUCCAGGAUCUGGAGAAACAAAACGCUGACUUGGAGGAGCGGGUGCAGAGUGCUGAGAAGACGCUGGAGUCGAGCCGGGAGGAGCAGAGCCACUCGGAGGUCGAGGUCCGACGCGUCAUCGACGUCCUUGAUGUGAAAAUCGGCGACCUGAGCGACUUGAGACAGAGCCUCGCAAAGCUCAUCGACAAAUAGCCACAGGUGCAGGUGGGCUGCAUCUCCACAGUCAGCACAGGUUCCACCGUGUGGCCUUGAUUUGUGUCUUACUGGUUCAUCAGCAGAGCAAAAAUGCAACAGUAGGCGUCGCACGGUGUUAUUCCCCAGAAUAAAAAGUCCCAUUGACACUGUAAAUUUGGUGUGCUUAUCAAAAACACUACAGUGUGAUCUGACUGGUUACUACUUGUUUUUCCACAUUCCCAUCAGCAUAAUGUCUUUUUAGGCCCUGCAGAUGAUGUAUUUACAGCAGUUUUUUACUCACCAUCUGACAUCAUUCAACUCUCCAAAAAGCUUUUGAUCAAUAUGUUCUGCAAGAGCUUCUUCUCUCUCAGGCCGUAACAAUCCAGUGUAUUUUGUCAAAAUGUUACCAAGCCGAUGGCUUUUUCCGUCAUGGACUAAAUUGUUUAGGAUAGUAUUAUUCUUGUCUCAAAAGUAUUGAAUUAAAGAUUAGUUGGUAUGAAAUAAUAAAAAGCGUCGUUUUAAAGGACCCAUCACUGAGUUUAAGCUUGCUAUUUUGCAAAAGUGGUCAUUUCAACGAGUAUCAAAGCCUUUUGUACUUAUUGGUGUGUUUCGGGUAAUGACUUUCUCAAUUAAGAAGGCAGACUAGCACUAAAAGCAGAAAGGACUCAAAAGAAAAUGGCAGCGCUGUUCCUGCGAGGUCUACUAUUCGACCACGACUGAGCACAGACCAUAAAACUGCACUUGUGUUACAGCAGGACCCCUAUCUGGAUUUCAGAUGGUUGUAAAAUAAACCUUUACAGACACUAAAAUAAAGACUAGCUAUACCUGUAAAAUGUCUGCUUUUGCACAAUAGCAACCCCCGAGUUCAUGUUAAUGUGACACCCUUCCUUUAACACUGUGGAGAUGCACCCAGUGGGAGUUUUUGGUCAGUAUAAGGACUCAAUGAGGCAAAGAGCCUGAAUAAAGUAUGUUCCAGUUCACCAUCAGCAACCUGGGCUGGUCUAACGCCAGCCAGAACAUCAACCAACGCAAGAGAUGCAACAACCUGCUCUCAUUUUGUCCUCUGAGGAUCAUCAGCAUACCUCUUGUUUUUUUGUUGUUCGUGUUUUAUUAGGAUUGGUCUUUUCUCACCACUUUAAAUCUAUUGAUGGGUUAUUCACAGUCAGGAUGGGCAUUCAGAGGCGCCUACAAGAUGCAUUUCUGCUGAAUUCAAGCUGCAGGUGGCAGGUUUGUCCUCCAGGCCACAUCGACCGGUAGGUCAGUGUUUUAAGUAAAGCUUCAGAUGCGUCACUGUGGUCAGUGGACAGUUUGCGUUUUCACCCUGUUGAUUUGAGCCUGCGAUUGCACUUGAUGAAGAUUGUGCCAAGUUUGAUUUUGUUUACAUGCGUCGAUUGUGCACAAAAUGAUCAAGUUGUACUUCAUGUACUUUUUCGGUGUUGCUCCACACGAUCAUUUACCAUAAUAGUAAUAAUAAUAACCCUCGAGAGGCUCAGCGGAGCCACACAGGAGAGAUUAUGAGAGCUCUGCAGAGCACUACUGAGGUGCGUGUGUCCACACAGUAUUUUGCAGCGUAGAACAGGAGACAGCUAGAGAUUAAAAGCACAAGUGCAGUAGUUUCGCAAGUAGGUACUUCAUAGACUGACCUGUCAGCUGUAUGUGUCCAUCUGAUGCACAGUAGCUCUGCUUCAAAUAAGCAUGACAAAUAAUCUUUAGGCAAUGAUGCAGUAACUGUCAGUCGUGCCUGUGAUUGUGUUCCCUGCGAUUUAUUUCUUGGAAUGGGAUCUAUUUUCAACUGUUGGUUUACUUUUAACCACAACUUAUAUUAUAGCUUAAGUACUUUUCUCUUACCUAACAGAAUAUCACGUAUUCAGUCCAACAAGUCGAGUACAGUUAAUGUUACUGCAUGAUGUUGCUAUGCUCACAUUACGAGUUUAUAUUGUACCUUCAGUAAAUUAGGAUUGUUUUUCAUUUUCACACGGCACAACGGAGUUCUAAACAGCUGCUAAAUGCUAGCACCGCUACAUUAGCAAUAACGUUUAUGGCAUAGAUGCUUGUUUGAUUAAUAUAAGCAGUUUAUAAGUAAUCAAACCUCUGCAGAGCCUGUUCUUGUGCUUUCCCCCCGCUUCACUAGAUAUUAAAUUCCUUCCAGCCUAUUAAGCAUGAAGGAAAUGUGGAGCCCAUCUGCUCCUCAAAGUUGAUGAAACACUUCUCAUUCAUGCAUUAGUGUAAAUACAGAGUGGUUCCUGUGUACACAGAAAAGGACCAGUGUGAAACCUCUGGAUCAAUGGGUACAUGUACCAAACCACAUGGAAGUGUCUACGGUUAUGCUCGGGUGUCUUCAUUUUCUAAUAGUAAGGGACAUAGAUCUAAUUGUGUAUCGAGAACUUAAGUGUUAGUGAUGUACAUUCGUACCACCAACAGCACACACACACACUAGAAUGCCUUUUUAAAGAUUACUAGUACCAAAGACGCACCACCAUCACGCAAAAGCAGCAACUGGAAUAAACUGCUGCAUUAUGCUGAAGGACACCUCAUAUUUUACAUUAAGUCAUGAUUUUAACAGCUCAGUGUAAAAUUUGAUUUAAAAUACAUAAUUUGGGUGCGUUUCAUCGAGGGAUUGGUAACAUGACAUGUUCACUUCAAGGCGGCUGUGUUGUCAUUUUACAAACUGAAUGGGAGUGGUAGUUUGGUAUUUGAUAUUGUGAAAUAUAUUUGUAUAGAACUGUUUAACAUUAAAAUCAUCCAAUGUCA
Gasterosteus aculeatus aculeatus (three-spined stickleback) is the source of this 4128-nucleotide messenger RNA. The record is from RefSeq and is a predicted model, not a curated record. NCBI's taxonomy places the organism in Eukaryota, Metazoa, Chordata, Actinopteri, Perciformes, Gasterosteidae.